AUGUUUUCAUUGUCAAAGCUGGCAAUAUUGCCAGUAUUGUUCGCUUUGGUCAUAGCAGAUUUUCCUUUGGAUUUCGAUGAGACAUUUUUACAACUUGAAAGAGAAGAUUCCGAUACAGUAUAUCGUUUACCCGAGGAUUUGGAUCCUAUUCAUUAUGAUAUAGAAGUAACGCCAUAUUUUGAAGCAACCGCAAAUAAAGAUGCUUUCACUUUUGACGGGGAAGUUACAAUUUAUGUUAGGGCUACCAAAAACGGCAUCAACUCCUUGAUAGUUCAAGAAAAUGUUCGUGAAAUAAUAUCGGUCACUCUUACCGAUAAAGCAGGAACACCUAUUGCCGUGAACGCGUCAAAUCCUUUUGAACGUCUUAGACAGUAUCACUUCUUGAAAGUUAAUUUACAAGAUGGUGUGACAUUAGAGAACGGUAGUGUUUAUAAACUGACUAUAGUUUACUUAGGAAACAUUAACGAAACGCCCUUGUCUAGAGGUGUCUUUAGGGGAAGUUAUAGAGGAAACGAUGGGAGACUACACUGGUAUGCAGCGACACACUUGCAGCCAACUAACUCUAGACAAGCUUUCCCAAGUUUCGACGAGCCUGGAUUUAAGUCAACUUUUAAUAUCACCAUCAAUCGUCCAGCUCACUUCACAACCAGUUUCUCCAACAUGAGGAUUGCAGAAACCAUACCCAUGGGUGACCGAGUAAAGGAAAUCUUCAACACAACACCACGGAUGUCAGCUUAUCUUGUGACGUUCCAUAUAAGUGAAGAAUUUACAGUAAUAGCGGAAAACAAUGACACUGCAAGAUCUUAUCGUAUCCUUGCACGCCCAAAUGCUCAAGGACAAGGAGCAUACGCCUUGGAAGUUGGACCACCGCUAACCCUUUGGCUCUCGGAAUAUUUAGGGAUUGAUUACUAUGCGAUGGGAGAAGAUAUGAAAAACGAUCAAAUUGCUACUCCUGACUGGGCUUCUGGUGCUACGGAAAACUGGGGCCUAGUUUCUUACAGAGAGGUUCGACUACUUUACGAAGAAGGUGAAACUAACGUCCUGGACAAAAAAAGUGUUGCAACUAUCACAGCUCAUGAAUUGGCUCAUAAAUGGUUUGGAAACCUCGUCACUUGCAGAUGGUGGAAUAAUGUUUGGAUCAACGAAGGUUUCGCUAGUUAUUUUGAAUAUUUUGCUAUGAAUGGGGUAGACCCUUCAAUGGAAUUAGAAGACCAAUUCAACGUAUUUUACCUACAAAGCGCUCUAUCAACCGACGCUUCAGCAUCAACCAGGGCUCUACAGCAUACCGUGAAUUCUCCGGCACAAGUAACGGGACACUUCUCCGGUAUAAGUUAUACUAAAGGCGCAUCUCUAUUACAAAUGCUGAAACAUUUUGUCACGGAAAACACCUUCAGAAAAGCUUUAAAUUACUUUUUAGUUGACAGGUCAUAUGAGCACGCUUUUCCUUCGGAUCUCUAUAACAGUUUUGCUAGAGCUGUAGCAGAAGAUUCCGUCUUGGAUAGCGGCGUCAAUAUAACUGAAUUUAUGCGUUAUUGGGUUGAAGAACGUGGAUAUCCAGUAUUGAAUGUUGAUGUUGAUAUGAAUACUGGAUUAAUUACCCUAAAUCAGGAGCGUUUCUUCAUCAGUGCCUCUGCAGAACCCACUAAUCAAGUUUGGCCACUUCCAUUGACGUUUACAACUGGCAAUAAUCCUAACUGGAAUAACCUUCGACCAUCUCACGUGAUGAAUAACAAGACAUAUCAAAUACAAAAAGAGGCCGGCCAUGAAUGGGUCAUUUUCAACGUGCAGCAAAAGGGUAUUUAUCGAGUUAAUUACGACGUGCACAGUUGGGAAAUGCUCGCCAGUGCCCUAAAACAAAAUCGAGAGAGCAUACAUCACUUGAAUAGAGCUCAGAUUGUUGAUGACAUUUUUGCGUUAAUGAGGUCAGAAAGGAUGACGUACAGGCUUGGUUUCCAAGUUUUAGAAUUCUUAAAAUCUGAGACGAACUUCUUCGUUUGGUAUCCAGCAAUUAGUGGAUUUACGUGGCUAAGGAAUCGGUUCUUGCACUUGCCCGAUACGUUGGACGAUUUUGAUGCAAUACUUUUAGAAUACUUAGAAGCGGUAAUCAACGAACUUAAAUAUGACGUAAAAGCAGACGAGCCCUUAACAACUACUCUAAAUCGAUUGUACGUUUUGGCGUUUGCUUGCAACAUCGGCCACGAGGGUUGCGUGAAUGAUGCGAUAGAGAAAUACAAGGCUUUGACAAAUAACGGAGUAAGCGUCAACCCUAAUUUGAGGAGGCACGUAUUCUGCGAAGGUGUUCGUGACGGUGACUAUGCAGCAUGGCGGUUCCUGUACCAACGAAGAAUUAACUCCAAUAAUCAAGCUGAUCAAGUGGUCAUGCUCAGAGCUUUGGGAUGCACGAAGAACGAGCAAGCUAUAAAAGAGUUUCUAGAAAUGGUCUUGAGUGACGAUGUCAAAGCACAGGAUAGAUUAAACGCUCUGACCUUCCUUUAUGCUGGCGAUCGGAACAAUGCUAAGGUGGCUCUGCAAUUUAUAAAAGAAAGGAUCGAAGAUAUUAGAAAAGCAGUCGUUUUGCCAACUUGGUUCCAAAGCGUCCUCAGUAACUUGGCGAGUUACUUAGACGAGGAAGGUCUUCAGGAUAUGGAAGCUUGGCUUCGAGCGAAUCAGUCGAACAUUCCAGAAUUCCAGACUGGAUUGAAUGCGAUCGCUUCUGCCCGAGCUAAUAUGCAAUGGGGCACAGAUAGAGCUGAUAUGAUACUAAAAGCGGCAAGAGGUUCAGCCGUUACAGUAUUACCUACCGUCAUGUUGUUGUUGACGACAUCUAUUGCAAUAAUGAUAAGAUAG
This is a messenger RNA of Parnassius mnemosyne (clouded apollo), 2847 nucleotides long. NCBI's taxonomy places the organism in Eukaryota, Metazoa, Arthropoda, Insecta, Lepidoptera, Papilionidae. The record is from the annotation of a GenBank genome assembly.